CGCGGGCCCGCCUCUGCCCCUCCCGGCAGAUGGCCGCGAGGGGGAGGCGCCUGGACACCAAAGGCCGCCGCGGCCUCUCCGGGGCCGCUCCCAAGACGGCGGGCACGGGCACGAGGAAGGCCGGGCGCUUCCCGCACCGGGCCCGGAGCGGUCGGGGGUGGAGCCGGAGCGACAGCCGAGACGAGACCCUGGGAUAUUCCCCGGCGGAGAGGAGGCGGGACCGGGCUGCCCCGGCCUCCCGUAACGUUAUGACUGUGCUCCCGCCCCUCUGCGGGGCAACCGGCCGGGUGUUUUGCAGGCCCGGCCUGGCGGGGAGGAGUCCUCGAGGUCGCGUUGCUGAGCUUCCGAGCCGCCGGAAGGCCGCGAAGUGCCUCUGGCGAGAGAAAGAGGAGGAGGAGGAAAAGAAGGAGGGAGAAGGCAGGAAGGAACCCAGCUUUGCUUUGAACUUAUGGAAGGACUAUCGGAUACUUUGUACACAGAAAAACCAACAAAGUGGAGUCAACCACAUGCAGCAGCAGCUUCAUGGGCUUGAAGGAUCACUUGAAGCAUGACCUUGGGCACCUCUAUGAGGAUACAUCAGUGACUCAAAUAAGUGCAAUAGCACCUUGGUCAAUGAUAGAAAAACCAACUAUGGAUAAAAUUAAUUCUAGAAAGGAGGAUCCUAAGAAAGAACUGUCUGAAGAAACCGGAACCUUUAGUUGGGAUUCUGAGAAAAAUAUAAAUUCUGUUAAUGAAUUGGGAAAAGCAACUAAAAUUAGAACAGAACCAUGCUCCUUAUCUAAGGAUCACAGACAGACGUAUCCAUCUUUAGAACCACAUAUACUAAAGCGCAAUGAAAUUUUACAAGACAUUAAGUUAGAGGAAGUUCAGAUAGGAAGUAAAGAAAUGAAAAAGCCUCCUGAUAUGGUGAAAGAAUAUCAAACCAAACUUGACUUUGCACUUAAGUUAGGUUACUCAGAAGAGCAAGUCCAACUUGUGCUGAAUAAACUUGGUACUGAUGCUUUAAUCAAUGAUAUAUUGGGGGAAUUGGUCAAACUUGGAAAUAAAACCGAGGCAGAUCAGAGUGUAAGUUCUAUUAACACAAGUGUAAUGCGAGAAGCAUCUUCUGUUGACUCUCAGAGAUCUGACUCUCCCCUUCAGGAGGAUGUGCUUGUGGAUGGUGACAACCUGAGACCAAUAGUUAUUGAUGGCAGCAAUGUGGCAAUGAGCCAUGGAAACAAAGAAGUAUUCUCUUGUCGUGGGAUAAAACUGGCCGUGGACUGGUUUUUGGAAAGAGGACACAAAGAUGUCACUGUGUUUGUUCCAGCAUGGAGAAAAGAGCAGUCUCGACCAGAUGCACUCAUUACAGAUCAAGAAAUCUUGCGUAAAUUAGAAAAAGAGAAAAUUCUGGUAUUCACCCCAUCACGGCGAGUUCAAGGGAGAAGGGUGGUAUGCUAUGACGACAGAUUCAUAGUGAAGUUGGCUUUUGAGUCAGAUGGUAUUAUUGUAUCUAAUGAUAACUACAGGGAUCUAGCCAAUGAAAAGCCAGAAUGGAAGAAAUUUAUUGAUGAGCGACUCCUGAUGUAUUCAUUUGUCAAUGACAAAUUCAUGCCUCCAGACGAUCCUCUCGGCCGACAUGGCCCAAGUCUGGAGAACUUUCUGAGGAAGAAACCUGUUGUACCAGAACAUAAAAAGCAACCCUGUCCAUAUGGGAAGAAAUGCACUUAUGGACACAAAUGCAAAUAUUACCACCCAGAAAGAGGAAAUCAACCUCAGAGGUCAGUAGCUGAUGAACUUCGUGCCAUGUCUAGGAACACAGCUGCCAAAGCUGCUAGUGAAGGAGGGCUGGUGAAAAGCAACAGUGUUCCUUGUAGUACUAAGACAGAUAACACUACAGAUCUCAAGCGAACUACUCCAAAGAGGCAAUCGGAUCCUAGCAUAAGGACUCAAGUCUACCAAGACUUGGAAGAAAAGCUUCCCACCAAAAAUAAAUUGGGAACCAGGUCUGUACCUUCUUUAGUUAGUAUACCAGGUUCUGCUGCUGCAAAACCCCAAAGUACUGCACCUUUAACCAAUGGCCUUCCAUCUGGAGUUCAUUUCCCACCUCAGGAUCAAAGACCACAGGGACCGUAUUCUCCAGUGAUCAUGACAACCAAAAAUCAUGGAACGCCAAUGCCUUAUGAGCAGUAUCCCAAAUGCGAUUCUCCUGUGGAUGUAGGUUAUUACUCUAUGCUCAGUGCAUAUUCAAACCUAAGUAUCUCUGGUCCCCGAAGUCCCGAAAGACGUUUCUCUUUGGACACAGAUUACAGAAUUAGUUCUGUGGCUUCUGAUUGUAGCAGUGAAGGGAGUAUGAGUUGCGGCAGUAGCGAUUCCUACAUGGGCUACAACGAUCGAUCCUAUGUGAGUUCUCCUGACCCUCAGCUGGAAGAGAAUUUAAAAUGUCAACAUAUGCAUCCCCAUAGCCAUCUGAACUCACAGUCCUUCUUACAGAGUUACCACGAUACACUAACCAGAGUGCAGAGUUAUAAUCAUGAAGAACCAAAGCAUCAUCCGAAGCCUCCCGCUCCAUACAUGGCCGUGCACUUUCAGCAUCCAAACAUGGGAAGCCGUUCUACUUGUCCUCUUGACUUCCCUGUUUCUCAGAGUUCUCCGCAUUCAAAAAGCAUGCCUCUGGGGAGAGCUCUAGCAUCCACCAGACUGGACAGUGUAUCAGACUCACGCUUGUAUGAUAAUUCUCCAUUGAGAAAAAGAAAAACAUACUCCGCUCAAGAUGGACUCGGUAGUUGGGAUAGGCCAGGCUACGGGAUGGAUACAUAUGGCUAUCGUCAAACUUACUCUUUACCCAGCAAUCCCACCCCACCAUGUUACGAGCAGUUUCCUUUCCAAAGCUUACCUGAGCAACCCGAUCAGCCUUGGCAGAUACCUUACUGUGGAAUGCCUCAAGAUCUUCCAAGGUACCAAGACAGUCGAGAGAAAGUCUACAUCAACCUGUGCAACAUUUUCCCGCCUGACCUGGUGAGGAUUGUUAUGAAAAGGAAUCCUCACAUGGUAGAUGCUCAACAGCUUGCUGCAGCCAUUUUAGUGGAGAAGUCUCAGCUAGGUUAUUGAUGACAUGAUAUUGAUGAUGCAUCUUUAUGGUGUCUAUUCAGUUUCAGCUGUAUCGCUGAGGGAGGUUUGCUACAAUAGCAUUUGUGAUCUCCUUCUCAGCAAGGAGAUUAUAUAGUAAUCCAUAUAUGUGAAACAUUGUGCCAUGGAACCUGUAUGUACAACCCCAGACACUGGAAGUAACAGGAUUUAUUUUAAAUACUCAGUUUUUUUUUUAAAAAAAAAAAAUUCAUGGCUGGAAUGUCUCUCCAGCUGAAUAUAUUAACAAACACGAUGUCUCAAGUAAGAAUCCCUAGUGCAUGUGGGUUUUAUAUGCAGCACUUUUUAAUAUUUGUUACAUAUUUAUUAAAUUAUUGGGCGUUUUAUCCUUCAAGUGCAAAGCAUUUUUUUCAAAACAGCAGAAAACUGAAGAGGAUUUUAUGUGCACAGCCAACUUUUUUCAAGUCAAACUUAUUAGGAUCUAUUUUUUCAUAAUUAAGUUAUUUAAUUUUAUUGUGUGAUUUUUCUUUGUAUAUAAUCAUUUUAUUUAUAGAAAACAGUCUUUUGCAGCACUGAAUUUUUUAAAUGUAUAAGUUACCAGUUUUUACAUUGAAAUGGGUAACAAUAUAUUAGUACUUUAUAGUAUGGCACUUUUUAAUUUGUUUGGCUAUGGAUUUAAUUUAUUUGGUGGUUUCUGUUAAUUUUGGUGUAAGCAGAAGCAAUCAGUAGGAGAGAAACCUGUUUUUAUUAAUUUAUUAUGCAGAUGAAAAAAAACUUUAUGUGCAGGUUCUGAAAUUAUUGAGCUUAUCCAGUUCCUGACUGUCACCAAUUUGACUACAAAUAUAUCUGUUUAGAUAGCGGUCUUGUGCAGCCAAUGUACAUUUCCAUUAAUCAGAAAUGGCAUUGAUAAGUGUGUCUCUUGUUCCUUUACUUAAUGCACAGGUAUUUCAUAAAAUAACUGUUUUUAAAGAAACAAAUUGUGUUCUCAAUGCAAUUUUUGUAUAUAAGAUUGUGUAUUUUCAUGCUAUUUAUUGAGAAGGUUUUAACAUUGUGUUCAGGAUAUGCAACAUCUUAACUGCACUAUAGUAAUGGUAAUUAUAGAUGAAAACAGCACAUUCUUUUUGUGAAAUACUGUAAAGAAUUAGCUUUGUCUGGCCUGUUGCAUUAUAUAGGCCCAAUUCUUGCCAUGGACAACAUAGCUUUAGAAGUAGACACUGUCAUCUCUUCUAGUAUUAGUAUGGGAGAUUUCUGGUUUUAAGUUUUGAGCUUUUUUAGCUCUUGUAAAAUGUAAUUUUAUAUAACUAGAUUAACAGUAGAUCUCACAGUGCCUGAUACCGUAAACAUCGUGAUUGACUGCUCAUAUAUUAGAAGUCCCUUCAGAGCUUCAUACUGUGAUGAUUCCCAAGUUUACAUAAUCGAUGACUGCAACUUGAAGAUGCUGUAGAACCAGAAAGUACCUACGCUGUUGAUACAAAUUGUAUCUUUAUUAGAACUAUUUAAUUUAUAGAUCUAACUUUUAAAAAGAACAUUGAAUUGUGUAAAAAUUAUUUUAGACUUUGGGCAACAUUUUAUCUCUUAUUUUUUUAAAAAAAAAUUAGUUGAAACCUACACUAUUUUUUUUUGUUUAAAUAGCCCCUUGACCAUUUAUCAUAAAACUGAAUAAGAUGAUAGCUAAAAAUAAUGAUAAAAUGCUGCCUAAAAAGAUGUCCAAGCACCUUUUGAAUACAUUUUCACUACUUACGCAACACUGUGUGUUGUAAGAAGUAGGAUGUCGAUACACAGUAAAUGCUUCUGCAAAGCAUUAUACUCUUAGAGGUAUCCAGUAAUCUGAACCAUGUUCAGCAACUUUAAUUCAGGAAUUACUCUUCUACACAGUGUUCACUAUUGUAUAAUCAAAGAGGAUAUUGCUUCUGUUAGGUUCAUCUUAUAUUUUAUCCAUGUCUCCUGAAGAAAAACCUCUUUCAAUAUUCAUUUUGUUCUUAACUUCCUUGUUCCUUGCUUUUUGCAGAAUAUAUUUUGUUGGAGAGAUUGUAUAUUUUGCAUGGGUAUGCAGAUCCUCUUUCCUUUGAUAUAGAACUGACUUGUUGCAAUGGGCUUAUUAUUCACAUGUAACUUCAAAGACUUGAUAACAAGUAUUCAUGCAUCCUUAAAAUAUAACUGGAUUGUUGCAGCUGGUGAGGGCAAAAUGCAGAAACAUGACUUCUGAAAUAGAAGCUUUUAUAUUUAUUUUCAAUUGAUGUAUAUGGAAUCAUACUUACGUAGGAUUGACUGCAGCAUCCUUUCUUGAAAAAAGGAUAGGAUUGUACAUUGUGUGUUAUAGUGUUAAAAUGUGCAAUUGCUGGACUUGCGUAAUGCAGAAUUUAAACUCAUUGAAGAGAAAUGUGUUGGCUAAACUGAAUUUAGGGCACAUGGCAGCUCUGCAUUGAUACUCAUCUUCAGAGCUGAUAUGGUCUUCUCUAGUUAUAAUUAAAAGCAGGUUUCUCCCCCAUCCCAUCCCACUGCACACCACACAAAUGUCUCGGUUGUUUUCCACUGCAAUAACUUAACAUAACUGGCUCUACUGUGUACUGUAUUUUACAGAAAACUCCAAAGGGUAAAAUAAUCAAUUUUCUGCCCUCAUUCUGUCAUUCUUUAGUAGGAAUACUUGGUUUGGGCUAAGUGUAAUUCUGCCAUCUUAUAAACUGUUGAAUUUGAUGAAGCUCACUGUUGUUCUUUUUUGUGCUGCACAGGUCUUUAAUAAGCUAUUUGAGUAAAGAGUAUUCUUUUAAGUUCUAACAUUUAGAAAAUCCAGGAAUGUUUGGUUACCUGUUACCUGCACACCUUAUAUGGUCAGAGUGUAGAAGCAGGAAAGCCAAAUGAAAAUCCACUGUUAACUACCUAAGGCCUCAUAAGGCCCAAGAAACUCAAGGAUCAGUCACUCACUCUUAAAUCCGAUCUGCUGAACAGGCUUGUUCUUGCUGGAGAAAAAUUGGAGGCAGAAAAGAAUUGUUCACCUCCCUGAGCUCCUGGAAGAAAGACUUGGGAUAGCUAACAUUCAACCCAACGAUCUACUGUUGGCAGCUUUAAUCCUUUAGUUCAACUCUUUUUGCCAUGAUACACCAGAUAUUCAGAGGUUGCUGUUAUUGUUCACCUCCUGAAACUGGUUCUUCUAGAGUAUAUUUUAGCGGGUUUUCAGAAAUGCUGUGUUGUGCUGGAAUAAAAAACAGAGUAAUUAUAGUAAAUCUGAUCUAUUUCGCAUCAAAUGCUUGAUGAAAUUCAGAAACACACCCACCAAACCGUAUGCACUUCCAUUAACACAAGGAGUAUUUACUUUAUCUCAAAAGUAGUCUUUUCAGUGAGCAAAUUAAAAAAGCAUGAAUGAUUGGUGCAUUCAUGCAUAUCAAUUUCAGAUCCAGGCAAUUAUGAGUGUAAAGUUUAAAUGUAAUUUUAUUGGGUAAAAUUUUAGCUUUGAAAUGUUCAUACAAUUUACACUUUGUUCCACAAUUACAGAAGUUGUCUUGGACAAAAUGAAAAUAUAACCAUGUUAUUGUUUGGCAGUUAGCUGAUGGAUAUCAAUAACUGGAACCAUUUCAGUAUUGGUAAUGUACGGAUACAUAGGCAUUUAUAGUGUUAUAUUUUGUGCAAAUUCCUACAUUUGUACAAAUACUUUUUAAAGGUAAGCUGAAGUUUUCAGAGGCUUUAUGUCACAUUAACAUUUUUGGAACCUCUAAUCUUUUUAAAAUUAAUAUGUCUUCUUAGAUAUGAGGCUCAAAUAUUAUUAGUUUUAGGAAAGGAUCAUUGUAUUGUUAUAGCUAAUCUUUUAUUCCUAAAUUUCCGGGCAUAUCAAAAAUUAUUUUUAUGAGAAAACAUAAUUGCAGCCACUUCUUUUUGCAGCUACUAUGCAUUAGAAUGUCAUUUUCAAUCUGAUAAUAGGAAAAUAAACACAAUACUGAUGCUUUGUGGUAUAGAGAAGGCUUCUCUUUAUAUUAUUUCUACCACCUUGCUUGUAGGAAUUUUUCAAUUCAAUGCUCUCCUUUUACAGUUCUAAACUACAACAGCAGCAAAUGGCCCAUUCACCACCAGGCUACUUUCUUAGUUGAAAGAAUGGUGUGAUCUUGCCCAAAAUAUACCAGGUUCUUGAAAUAGAAGUGGGUAGAGUUGGAGAUCUAAAAGCAAGGGGGAGGAGGAAUAACAGAAUGAUUGUGAAAAACCUCAGCAAUAACAAAACCAAGAUGUUUAUCAUGGUUGCCUCUAUUCUUAAUGAGGUUUACAAAGAUUUGGGUAAACAAAUCCAUUGCUUUAUUUCAUAAUCUUUUUAAAGCUGUCUACAUUCUCUGCUCUUUCCCCCCCUCAAACAGUUCCAUUUGGGCAUAAUCAUUAUAGAUCCAUUUAAAUAUAUGGGACUGAAGUUAGUAUCUACAGGAUUGAAGUCCUAGUGAUUUUGCUGUAUCUGCUUUUGAUUUUAGAAAAAUUUGUAGUUUCUGUAGUACCCAUGAAUACUGUCUAUCAUGGUACUGUCAGCAAAUCAGCAAUAAAACUUAAAUAUUAAUUAGCUUUGGAUGUUGUGUCCAUUAUAUGUUAAGUAUACAUUAAAAUGGAACAAUAUUAAGUAUUGUGAUCUAUGUCUUUUUAUUCUAAUCUCACUCUGCCCUUUUCUUCCUUUCUUUUGUGUGUAUGUGUAUUUUCAGGUUUUAUUACUUUGAUAUUGUCUCCUCACUUGCCUAUCUUCUUUCCAGUUUAACUUACUUUUCACAACAAAUCCACUUUCUACUUGGCUCCUCUAAGAGUUACUCAACUUAUUUACUUCCAUUCUGUGCCUACCCUUUUCUUGUGAUACACACCCAAAUAUCUUGUAACACCUAUAUAAAAAUAUCACGUUUUAGCAGAGAAAACAGAGUCUGGCGUUUAAAAAAAUAUUCAGUAGUAUUUGUGGAGAUUUCCUAAUAAUAUUGAAAUGUUAAAUAUACCGUUAAUUCAUAUCUGUUGACAUGUCUUGAUAAAAUAAUAAAGAAAAAUAGUUAUUUUGUUA
This is a messenger RNA of Thamnophis elegans (Western terrestrial garter snake), 8071 nucleotides long. RefSeq names its product zinc finger CCCH-type containing 12C (gene ZC3H12C). Gene Ontology annotation, molecular function: mRNA binding; RNA endonuclease activity; metal ion binding. Gene Ontology annotation, cellular component: nucleus; cytoplasmic ribonucleoprotein granule. Lineage: Eukaryota; Metazoa; Chordata; Lepidosauria; Squamata; Natricidae. The transcript has 6 exons. Bases 523 to 3087 code for a protein of 854 amino acids. The record is from RefSeq and is a predicted model, not a curated record.